Molecule: messenger RNA, 3809 nt
Organism: Cheilinus undulatus (humphead wrasse)
Lineage: Eukaryota; Metazoa; Chordata; Actinopteri; Labriformes; Labridae
Product: zinc finger CCCH domain-containing protein 7B-like
Exons: 23
Coding region: 202-3309 (1035 amino acids)
Biological process (GO): miRNA processing
Molecular function (GO): protein binding; metal ion binding; miRNA binding
Source: RefSeq, a predicted model, not a curated record
GAGUCUUCUGCCCAGAAUCGAAACUUAACCCGGGACAGUGAGUCCUGGCACGGGUCCUGACUGUGUUUCCUGCUGUUGGGUCAGCUUGGCCUGUAGGUAGCUGACAGAUAUCCCGUCUUUUUAGCCCGUCCGACCAGAAAUGACACGACGUUGAACUUUAAUUCGGGUCAAUGAACUUCCUGACUUCAUCAGGGAACAAUCAUGGACCCUGCCAGACAGAAACGAAUAGAAGACAUAAACAAAGAUCUGGCCUUCAUACAGUCUUCACUGGCUUAUCCAGACCCGGAGGGAUAUCAGGACUUUGUGACCCAGUUGGUGGUGAACCUGCUGGAUGAGGGGAACGCGUUGUUCAGAGAUGGAGAGUGGCAUCAGGCGGUGAAGAUGUUCUCUGAAGGACUGAAUGUGUCGGAGUACGCUGUGUCAGAGGAGCUCAGCAUCCCUCCGGCUCUGCUGGAGAGUCUGUAUGUGAACAGAGCUGCUGCCUACCACAGCAUGGGUGAAUAUGAUCUUGGUGUGAUUGACUGUGACAAUGCCCUUACAGUUUAUAAAGAGAGCCACAGAGCUCUGUACAGGAAGGCUCUGUGUUUAAAGGAGCUGGGGAAAUACAAAGAGGCUUACAACGUCACCACGGACCCUCAACUCAUCAACCGAACGGAUGUGAAAGUGAACGAGUUAGCUCAGGAGCUGACCGUCCGUCUGGGACUGAAAGUCAGGAAACCGUACGUUAGCGUGAAGGGUAGCAGCCUGAUCACUAGUGCCGUCCCAAACGGGACCACGAACCCUGAAGUUACUAAGGUGUCUGGUCCUCAUGUAGGAAACAAUUUGAAUCCUCUGAACAACUUCGCUCCAGUCAGAUUUUCCAGCAUGCCUCUGUCCUCUCUGCCCUCCUCUUUUGCGGCAUCUGUAGUUCACGAUGUGGCGGAUACGAUAGACGACUCGGAGCUGAUUGGAGACGACUUGGAUAGCUUACUCGACUCUUUUCCUGAUCAGCAAUCUCAGGCCGAGGUGGCGUCCUCUGUCCCCCUUAAGUCACACCCUCUCUCCGUCCCCUUUAUCCUCCCUGCUCCCACCCCACAGCUCCCCCCCGCCUUUUUUAACUCAGCCGUCAGCGGCCUCAGCUCUCUAGAUUCCUUCUCAGGCACUCCCUGUCCCAUCGAUAAGUCCACAUUAGACGCUCUGGACGACCUGUCCUCAUCUGGACUAACAGCUGGAAUUACACCUGAAUUACCAGCUGUAGACCAGACCUUAAACGCAGCCCCGCCCUCUGUGGGACUGGACACACUAGAUGGCCUCGACUCUCUGGAUGAUAUCUAUGAAAGUCCUCUGAGUUCUCCUGUAGAGUCCACGGAGGAGCAGAUCCUGAGGGACCUAGACGUGCAGACCGACUCUGAUCCAGGUGAUCUUCAGGCCGGUCUGAAAGCAAUGGAUCAGUUGGAUUGUCUGGAUGCUUUAGACCAGUUUCCGUCUGUGAACGGUGUGGGGUCUCUGCCCGUAGUCUCUAUUGGAGGAAAGGAUCUGGACUCUCUCUCUGACUUUGAUUCGACAGAAGCCUCAGACUUCCUCACUGCUACAGCUCCAGUGAAACAAUCUGCAGAAAUUAACCACAAGGAGAGUAAAAUUCAGGCUGGAGAUCCAUCCUUUAAUCCUCUGGCCUACACACACGAGUUCCUGCAGGCCUGCUCCAAAUGUUAUCCUCAAACAGGAGAAAGUAUUUACACGUUUGUUCAUAAGCCUGAUCUGGUCCACAGUUGUGACAAAAACGUCCUCCUGUGUAGAAGAAAGUCAGAACCUCCCGAUGGGUGGACCAGAGUCAGACCGCUCCCUGCCUUCACUUCGUUCAACGGACCGUUUGUCCUCUGCAGAGAGCUGCUGAUGUCGGGGGAGAAAGGAUUGUGUAAGUACAGAGAAAAAUGUAACUUUGCAUUUAACCAGCUGGAGAUCGAUGUUUGGACAGAGGAGAGGAAGGGACGGCUGGAGAGAAAAUAUCUGUUCGAUUCUCGGGUUGUUAAACAAGAUCCAGUACGCACCAUCAUUCAACUGAUGCAGGAGCAUAAAGGCGUCUACAUGUUCCUCUGUCAGGAAUGCUUUGAUAAUAAACCCAGAAUCAUCAGCAAACGCAGCGGAGAAAACCCCACCACCUGCUCCAACAAGGAUGUUCACCACAGUUUCGAUGCCAAUAAGUGUUUGGCGUUCGUAGUGAGAGCCCACUGUGUGACCUACAAGAAGAUCCGCCCCCUCAGCCUCUUCUGCCAGUUUGAAUUAUGUCGACACGCAAUCAGAAGCCUCUGCCUAAAAGAAGACAAGUGUGCUUACGCUCACUCUGUGGUAGAGCUGAAGACAUGGAAGGUACAGAGAAACACAGGUAUUGGUCCUGAGGAGAUAGUGAAAGUUUCCACAAAGGAUUAUGGCAAACAGGGACAAACUCAAUCUCAGCUCAAAAUCAAAGUAAAAAGAGUAUCAACUGGAGACAGACCGAGAGGAGCAGAAGGAGGAGCAGGGAGGAGUCUGAACAUGAGGAUGAAGUUUGUGUGUGCUCAGUGCUGGCAGGGCUGCAACAUCAGCGAACCUGAUAAAACCCUGAAAUACUGUAAAGCCAAGGCCAAACAUCCGUGGGUGCCUGACAGAUGCGUGCUGCUGGUAAAGUCUGGAGAGAGAAGUAGAUGGGUUCAAGUUCGACCACUGCCACAUGUCAAGAAUUUCCCUCAGCACUAUGACAUUUGUUUUCAGAUUGAGAACAAAGGGAAAUGCACCUACAAUGGGGGGAAAUGCACCUUUGCUCACAGCCAGGAGGAGAGAGAGAUGUGGAUGUACAUGAAGGAUAAUAACAUGCCGCACAUGCACCAGAUAUACGAGUUAUGGCUUUCUUUAAGAGUCCAAACCCUCCAAAUAGAUGGCGCCAUGCUAUCGCAGUCUGAGGAGAAAAACAUUGUCAUGCCAACAGACUACGCUGAACCUCUGAGCGGUUUUCACUGCCGUUUGUGUGGGAAACACAGCAACAGCGAGCGUCAGUGGCAGCAGCACAUCUCUACAGAGAAACACAAAGACCGAGUGUUCAGCUGUGAAGGAGAGGAGGAAGCUCUAGCCUGGAGCUACAGAUUCCCUGGGACAUGCUUCAAACUCUGCCCCAGGCUGGGCGGUGUCUGUCCUGACGGCGUGAGCUGUGACUUCGCUCACAGUGAAGAGGAGCUGCAGGAGUGGACAGAGAGACGAGAUUUCCUGAGACAGAAGUUAGCCAAAGCCAGAGAAGACAUGCUCAUCAUGCCUGAUGAGUUUGACUUUGGAAAAUACAACUUUCUACUUCAGGACUGAGAGGAUUUUUUUUUUUUUACCUUUACUGCCAAACAAGCCUUUCUGCACAUUUAGCGUUUACAAAUCAAAAUCAUCAGGUUUUUUUCAUGCUGGCUUUGUGUUUAAUUUACCAGAAGAUAUCUAGAAGUUGCAUUCAUAAAGAUAAGCCAAAAAUGCACAAUGCAAAUGUCAGAUAUUUACAUUUUUUUUCUGACAGGAACAUUUUCAGUUAGUUUCUUUGCUCAUGUCUGAGCAGCGUCAUCAGUACAAACAGAGCUCAGGCUCUGAGUAGGACUCAUGUUGCUGCCACAGUAAAAUAACAUUUAAAUAGUUAAUGACAGGCUAUUCAUGAAGAUUUUAACCAUUUACCUGCAGCUUUGUAUUUCUUUAAACAUGUUUGUUUUUACUUCUGGUAGGGUUUUGUCCGAUCAGUGAAUUUAUUUAAUGCUCUUUCAGUCCAAAGUUCACUCAGAGGAUGUUCAAAGAUUUAUAAUAAAUAUGAAUAAAGACGGUCAUGCUCA